AAGACCCGAAUUUUGCUCCCUUCUCCUUCACGGACUCAUUACCGGUUGAUCAUCGAUUAACUUCUUCCGCGCACCCUUCAUCUUCCUCUCCCCAUCUCGGAUCUCAUCAUUCUCGACCAUCACAUACUCUUGGCAAGUGUGGAGUGAUUGUAAUCCUAUUUUUUUAUGGUUUUAGACUUCUAGGCAAUUCGGGGCCGUUCUCCAAGUGGUGGAGCUACAGCCAUUUGCAGGUCCGGGAAGCCAUUGCCACUUGUACAUAGGCCAAAUUGGUUACCCAUGAGAAUUAUCUCUUGUCUAAUUGACUGAUUAUCGUCUUUGGGUACGGUUUCUCUUCUCUUAUCUUCUGCGAUUGGCCCUCAUCUUGUUCUCUGGUGUUCCUUCCUCUCUGGUUCUCCAACAACAAUCCCUGUUGUCCUUGUCCCUGCUGCCUGACUUCUCCAAGCUGAUGAUGGAUCUCUCUUCCUUCAAGAUGGAUAUUGAUGAGCUCAUAGAUGAGUUUGUUGAGGGUGAAUCAACAACAUUGGCUGAUAUGAAGAAAGUUUUUCUCUCAAGGAAGUUCUCAUACAUCUUUGAGGCUGGCCCUUCCAAUAACUUGGCCUUCUUUAUGCAAUCAUUAUAUGCCCAUUCUAUUGGUCAUAUCUGCAAUGCUGAUUCUUUCUCACGGAGACUAGGAGGACUCUAUUGCCUUUACUGCCUUUAUGAAACUCAACCAUUCACACCUGCUUUCAAAAUAUAUAUCUCUCUUGGAGAACUGGAGAAACUUAGAGUCCUUGUUGCCGAUGCAAAAGCUAAAUAUAUAAGAGUAUUACCAGCAUUGGGAAACCAGAUGCUAGAAACAAACAUGUUUCUUUUUGGGUUUGUGGACUUAAAUAAAGGCUCUGUUAGUGAUACAGUUAAACAACUCACAGAGUUUCAGAAUACUUGUAUAAAAGUUGCAAAUGAUAGGUUAUUUAAAAAUAUUCAUAUUGAGCAAUACCUCCAUAUGGAGUUGGUAUGUUACUUUUAACUUAAUGAGAAAACAGAAGCCUAUUGCACUCUGAGGGCAGACAUAUGUUUCGCAUAUCUAAUGUCGUAACUUCUGUUAGGACUUAGGGCAAAAAUGAGUACAUAUUUAACCUUAUUUUUUGGUGAUUAGAUGAGCUGAGAUUGUUUAAAUUUUACUGGAGUAAUUUCAAAUCUUUUGAUCAGUUGCAUGGUCAUAAUGUCAAACAUAGGUAGUUUUGAGCUAUCUCCUCUUUCACAUUAUAUGUUAUGAUAAAAUUAUAUUUAUAUUCUUUCUUAAAAUUGGCCAAUCACAUCUAAUAUAAUUUUGCCUUUGCUAUAUCUCAGCUAGUUGUAAGAUGGUAAACAUUAGUUUGAAGGUAGUUUUGUAUUACACUAUAUCCAAUCAUAUCUAAAAGGCAUUGUUUUUUCCCUGGGUUUUAGUUUCUGUAUUUUCAUUUUCUGAAUCUGGAGCUCGCAUGUCCAGGAUGGCAUGUGUACAUGUUCAUCCUGGCAAUUGACCAAUUGAAGUAUUAUUUCCUUAUAAUCAAGUUGGAUGAAGUCA
This is a messenger RNA of Rubroshorea leprosula, 1546 nucleotides long. NCBI's taxonomy places the organism in Eukaryota, Viridiplantae, Streptophyta, Magnoliopsida, Malvales, Dipterocarpaceae. The record is from the annotation of a GenBank genome assembly.